AACACAUGGUAACUCCGGUUUGUGAGAGGAGUAGACGCUGAGAGCCAGGAGCUGCCCUCAGUUUAUCAACAGCACUGAUUAGUAGUAUUAUCAACACUAAUACCGCUCGGGUUUAAAUGAACAGGCGUCGCGCAUGGUUCAACAGCUCCUUUCAGCACACUUUUAUGGAGUUUGUGAGAAACAGCAGUGGCUAUUGCCCAGCACAACAUAGCAUCUUUGCAGACAAGUAAAUCUAAGCAAGAACCUGAAGACUACCAUUUUGGAUUGACCAUCAAGUUUAAAAAAAAUAAUCCAAGUGAUAAGAGACUUGGCCUGUUCGGUAUCACUAGUUGCAUUCUAAUUGUUUUGCAAUGCAUCUCCAAAUGGGGUGACUGAACUGUUGAAUGUAAGAAGCAUUUGUAGUUUGAAGGAGAGCAAAUAAGAAAAAACGGAAAAAGGGACUGAUUUUAUAAACAAAGUUUAAAGAAUAAUAUUUUGUUCUUGUGCUACAAUAAGAAACCUACAAUUGUAUGAAGACAGCGCACAUAAAUUAAAUUGGAGGUACUAAGAUCAUUUACAGACCUUGUGCUAAGAUACUUCUGUGCCACCGGUUUCCAAUCCAAUGGCUCGCAUGAAUCGCCCUGCACCCGUGGAAGUUUCUUACAAACACAUGAGAUUUCUCAUUACACACAAUCCAACAAAUGCCACAUUGGGUGCAUUUGUAGAGGAGCUAAAGAAGUAUGGUGUAACAACUCUUGUGAGAGUAUGUGAUACCACGUAUGAUAAGAAGCCAGUGGAGAAUGAGAGUAUUGAAGUAAUAGAUUGGCCAUUUGAUGAUGGUGAUCCACCUCCAAGCAAAAUUGUGGAUGAUUGGCUAACUUUACUUAAAACAAAGUUUUCGGAACAACCUGGAAGCUGUGUAGCAGUCCAUUGUGUUGCUGGCCUUGGGCGGGCUCCUGUACUGGUAGCAGUUGCUCUUAUCGAAUGUGGAAUGAAGUAUGAAGAUGCCAUUCAAUUCAUCAGAGAGAAACGCAGAGGUGCCAUCAACAGCAAACAACUCUUGUACUUGGAAAAAUAUCGGCCAAAGAUGAAACUUCGUUUCAAGGACCCUAAUAAUCACAAGAAUUCUUGUGCCAUCGUAUAAACUUGAACACUUUCAGCUAACAGUGGUUUACAGUGAUUUUUAUAUAUUAAAAAAAAUAAAAUGCCAUUGGGUUUCCUGUCUUAAAAUCCAAUCAAAUAUUUUUUCCUCCAUUAGUAACUUGAAUAUUUAUUUAUACAAAAAUUAUCAAUUAAAAGGAAGUACAUUAGUUUAUGAAGGCAUGGUGAUUCUGGUUUAAAGUUAUAAGCAAGUUUACCAUUUGAGAUAAUUGUGCCAUCUGCUAUUUUAUAUCUACCCUUUCCUAAACAAAAAUAUCCUCGUUGUUUAAUCUUUGGCUUCUUCUCAAAUGGAAAAUUUGUGUGAUGACCUAAAAAAAGUAUGGGUCGAGGAAAGCAAUUGUAAAUAUAUUGCAAAUUGACUUCAAUACGAUUGAUCAUCUGGUUGAUUGGUACAGUUGUGGUUAUAUAUUGUUAAGUGGCCUGAUGAAUUGAGUUGAUGAUUCUCAUAAAGUGCACCCUUAAGUUUAUUGGGCCAAAUGUAGUUGAAUAUUUGGCAUUAAUGAGCCACCUUGUGUACCUUUUGACAGUUUCACUCCUAGGAUCUCACACUUUGUGAACAAUACUCAAGUACUAGAAUUACUAAUCUAUACACUUCUGGUUCCAGCACCAAAUUGGUAUUCGAACCACUUUGUUGAUAUUUGGUUAUUUGCAAACAGAUCAUUUCCUGUCUCGCAUUAAAAGUUGCCACUAAUUGUGUACUAAUCCUGGAUUUAACCAAACUAUUUACCCAAUUACUUAACCAAGUCUAAUGCUUACCCUAGUAGGGGGUAGAUGUUGGAAAGCGGAAGUGAAACAAGAGUGUUUGAUGAUGAUUGUUGAGACUGAAAGAUUUUUUUUUCAAUAGUUGUAUCUGUUUGCUAGGACAGUGUGAGAUGAAGUCUCUUACACAUCAUAAAGCAAAAUGCUGGAACGACCCAAAUAUUGAAAGAUCAUUGACUGAAACAUGAAUUCAUUUUCGUUCUAUACAGAUGCUAUCAGACCUACUGAAUAUUUCCAGUUACUUUCAUUUUUGUUUGAGAUUUCUAAAAAUUUGCAGGUUUCUUUUUGCUUUCAUCUUAUUAGCAGGUCUUGAAUCCCCAACAUUUGACUAUAGGUUGAGUUAACUGAGGGAUUUUAAAACUAAGGAUAUGCUUAUUGACAUAAUAAAUGUUGUAGUUGAAUGGGAAUAUCUAUGGGUGCAUUCAUACUAUAUUGGUAAUGACAAUGAAAACUAGUUUUGUAGUUUUAAUUCAGCCCAUGUUAAAAUCAGGGUGUGAGAACUAUCACAGUGGAGUCAAUAGUACAAGUUGAGAAAGUUAAUUUAAAACUGUGCCACCUCUCUGUGAGCGGUGCAUUAUUGCCAUUCGCAAUAUGGCUACUAUAUUAGCUGUUUGGAUUUUCAGGAGAAAGUGAUAUGAUCUAGACAAUUUUUACUUCUUUUUCCAACCUAUUUGCACAUUUGCUCAAAGUCCAUUCAAUAUAAUUAAUGGAAACAAUAACCAAAUACAAAAUCCAGCAGAUUUGCUGACUUUUCUCUAGGUUAUGAUUGCAUCCUUGGACUGCAGUUAGUGUGGAGGACUUGUAAUCAAACCUCAUAAUUAUGGGACAUGAGAGAAUGCCGAUACUGCAAUGUUUCACCGCUGAGUUCCUGCGGUAGUUUAUUGUGCUUCAAAAUGAUGGGGCUUGAAAAUUCAUAUAUAAACCGCUCCCCUUUCAGCCACUAGUCUUCUAAGCUCUCAAAUCAAUAUUUGUUACACUUGGACUUGGAGACUGAACUCUCUAAAUCUUGUAGUUUCAUGUGACAUUUUAGACAUAAUGUGAAGCAAAUUGUGGUAAUAUGAUUGCAUAACAAAUUGGAGCAUCAAUGCCCAGCAUGCAAUGAUGGGAUAGUCUGAAGAAGGGUCUUGAUCCAAAACGUCCCCCAUUCCUUCUCUCCAGAGAUGCUGCCUGUCCCGCUGAGUUACUCCAGCAUUUUGUGUCUUCCCUCGAUGGGAUAAUGAAUUCAGGUUCAACCCUGUGCAUUGCUGAGAUCUGAUUAAUGCGUAUUUUUUUUCACUCUGCCCACAAACAUUUAAUGAGCAAUAGGAAGGAGUGUAUAUUAGAAACACACAAACACUCAUUCUAAUCGCCUUGCAUAAAUCUGUGUUGAUUUAGUUACACUGAGUUCACUAACAUUUCCAUUUGGCCAAAUUUCGAACAGAAUCUAAUAAGUCUUGAGACUUGAUAAUUUAUGCCUGCAUUAUUAUUGUAUUGGCAAUACAAUAAUGGUAUCAGAAAAAGUAAAAAGCAGAACAGCUUGUUUGCACAGCAUACACAGCUAUAGUACAAUGAUUUAAAACAAAAAUUCUACUUAUACUCAAUAUUGAGCAUAUUUAACAAAAGCAAACAACUAAAAAAUUCCUGUGAUUUCAUUAAAUGUGGAGCGGCAUGGUGGCAAAGUGGUAGAGUUGCUGCCCCACAGCGCCAGAGACCUGGGUUCGAUCCUGAAUACUGGUCCUGUCUGUACCGAGUUUGUACGUUCUCCCUGUGACCGCGUGGGUUUUCCCCGGGUGCUCCGGUUUCCUCCCACACUCCAAGGACGUAUAGGUUUGUAGGUUAAUUGGCUUUGGCAGGGUUGUAAAUUAUCCCUAGUGUGUAGGAUAGUGUUAGUGUAUGGGGAUUGCUGGUCGGCGCGGACUCGGUGAGCCGAAGGUUCUGUUUCCGUGAUGUAUCUCUAAAAUAAACUAAAUUUACCCAUUACUGGUUCUAUUUAUCCCACCCAAAUUCAAUCCACUCCUGGUAUUUCAGUCCUUCAAAACAUCUCUGUUCUUUUUUGUUUACAGGCAGGUACUAUUUUCAUAAACUGUAGACAUUUUAUUGAAAUCUAUAUUGAGGGAUAUUGUAAUACAUCGAUGUUCAAAUUAGUUUAUGAAUCAAAAGUUAAGGUUUCUAUCAUGUGACUAACCGUCACAUUUACCCUUUAAAAUACAUGAAAAGCAUGUAAUUCACCUCAAUAGCUAAUAUAUUCAGUAAUGUCCUGCUCAUUUUUAUUAAUUAUUGAUGUAUGCAAAUUCAGAGAUGUAGGUGGAAGUAAAACCAUGUUUAAAUCUUAAGCGUUAGUGAUUAAAGAGUGCACAACAUUUUUCAUACACAUUUUUGUAUGGUAUGUGUACGGUUUCUUUAUGCAUUCCUGUACCUUAUUGUCAUCAGUGACAGAUGUGGCAGGUUUCUGUAUAUAUAACCUAAUGAUUUAAACCUCAUGUUCCCCAAAGGAAACUAUGGCAAUGCAUAAAUAUAUUUCCCCUUUUUUUUUUACAUGGUGUGUUAACAGUGCUGAUAAUUGGUAGUUUCUUCCCACAAGGGGGAAAAAUUUGAGCCCUUCUAUCUAGGUUUAUAUCUAAGAUAGCCUAAUUGAGUCCUGCAGCAAAAAAGCCUUGAUUCAAACUGGGGAGAGUUGCACAUCUGGAUUUUGCGAGAGAUUUUUUGAUUAGAUGUUUUAAAUACGGGAAUGUCGGCUAUAAUUCAUUAAUAGCUCACUUAUCUCCAGGUGAGGGUGAUGUUUGAGGCUAUUUUUAGAGUUUAGUAUAUUACUUCAAUUGAUGCAGGAAAUGCUUUCUUUAGACUGUUGUCCUUUUUUUUUUUUUAAGGUACUAGUUUCUCAUCAGCUCUAAAAAGAUAAAGAAGAACACAAGGGGGUUUGGAGUUCCAGUCUUUAAUACUUAAAUUAUAGUUUGGUCAUUCACCAUGGAGCCAAUUUAUGGAAGUCUGCUUCACCAAAAGCGUUAUGCAUAAUUUCCUUUGUCACCAGUUUCUUUUGAGAACGCAAAUAGCAAGUGGAGCCAGAAAACAAAACUUGACUUGACCUUUUUAUGGCUAACAAAUUGAAAAUCAUUCCAUCAUUUAUCUUCAUAAAACGUAAUUAUCUUUUUAACAUGGCGUUAGUUACACAAUCCUAAACUUGCAGGCCACUACCUCACUUCUAAAUGGGGCAGAGUAAGCCAAGAGAAAACAGCAUCAACUCAUGCAAGCACAUUCAAACACCCCAUUAAUUAACAUCUGUCAUGAUGGUCACUGAUCAUGGUCUUUGGAGCUCAAACUAAAUGUCAGCACUUAACCAUUUAGCGAAUGGUCUGAAAAAAAAUCUUUGCUUUGAGCUCAAAAACCAAGUAUUGUGAUUAAAAUGUAUUUCUUCCACCCCACCAUGAUGCUUGAACAUUGUAUCAAUGGACACAUCAACUAAUUUAUAACCGAGCCUUAAACUGUCAAUUAGUAUUGUCCAGUCACACACAAUGUCAGAAAGCAUUAUCUGCAUCAAUGUUUCCUUAUAAGAUUCAGAGAUUAUGGAUUUUGAAAUUUAACAUGCAAUAUGGAAAUCUGGUUACUUUAUCGUGCUCAAUUUGCUUAAUGUUUUACUUGGAAAAUGUAAUAUCUAACCAUAACUUGUCAUUAAAACUGCUUUUUAUGUAAUGUGGUUUUCAUCCUAAUAUUGAACAAGCAGUGAGCUUAAUUAAUUGACAGACAUAUGUGGCAUUAUUCACAUUUGUAGGUUUUGCAUAUAAACAGACACCCAUGUUUACUGAAUGUACAUUGCAUCUGAGAGAACAUCCCUCAGUUGUACGUAAUUGUAAACCACGAAGCCAUGAACAGAUAGCAGCCAUCAUAUUGGUGAGUAGUCCUGCCCUGUGCUAGCAAUGUGCUAAAUUUGCUUUUAUUUUUGUGCCCAAAGUUUCAGAUGAUAAAUCUGAGUUCAGUGGCCUUCACUUUAUCAAAAUAGCAUAUGAAGUGCGUGCGCACACAUACACACACAUUUAAAAUGUGUGAACAGACACCAAUAAUGUAGCACAUUUUUAUAGCAUCUGCACUAAAAGCCUGCAGGUAAAAUAUUUCAACGGACAAAAUUGUAUAACCUACCACUUUAAACCCAGAUGCAAGUCUUUAUUAUUGAAUAGCGUAAGUGCCAGUGUUUUCUGUGGGUGGGGAACUGAGUGAAAGCUGGGUCAUUAUUAUGUUACAAUAAUGGUUUUGGGCUGAUUAGACUAAAUCAUAUUCGUCCAGCUGUUGUUUUAAAGGACUGACCUGUUUCAACAUUUCCAUUUGUAAAAUAGAGAAUAGAAGUACUAUUCACAACAGUCUUCUGGAAUUAUUUGAAUGGAGCAAUUUUACAUUGAUUAUUAUUUGUGAAUAUUAACGUAUUAUAGAUAAGAUGUUUUUCCUCCUAAAGUAAAUGGAACCACAUGGCAAAAGAGAAGGUGAUUAAAGAUGUUUCUCUUACCAAUAAAAAUGUUCUGAAGUGGAUUAUAAUGACAUGUUAUUGUGUUGUUGACUUCAAUAAUUAAAGUAUCCAAUUUUAAUGUAUUCCUGAGUAAAAGCUACACAUACUAUGCUGUUAAUUUUCUCCCAAGAUCCUGUAGGCUACACUGCAAAGAUAAAACUGUGAUCGAGAAAGAAACGUCCCCUGGAAAUGACAAACUUUUUUUUGAAAAAAAGAAAAGCAGGAAAUCUACACCAAAGGACUUGUCCAAAUUAACAAUGAAUCUGAAUGUGUCUGCUAUACUUAGAUGGAGCUAUUGUGACUGAAAUAAUUACAUUUACCCCUUUGAUUCGGUUUUUGUAGACUGUAAAGUAUUGUUUUAUGUCAGACUGCUAAUUUUUUAGUGAACAAUUUUUGGUGUUCAAAACAAUUGUGAUUACAAUUUGAUGAAUUUGCCUCAAGCAAGGUAAAUAAAAAAGGGCUUUCAUUUUCA
Amblyraja radiata (thorny skate) is the source of this 6842-nucleotide messenger RNA. RefSeq names its product protein tyrosine phosphatase type IVA 2. The coding region runs from base 602 to 1123 and encodes 173 amino acids. The transcript is spliced from 6 exons. NCBI's taxonomy places the organism in Eukaryota, Metazoa, Chordata, Chondrichthyes, Rajiformes, Rajidae. The record is from RefSeq and is a predicted model, not a curated record. Gene Ontology annotation, biological process: protein dephosphorylation.